CCAUCUGCUGUCAAGUCAUGCAGAAGACCACGAAAUCCCCUCAGAGUGAAGAAGCAGAAUAUACCUACUCAAAGGCUGCAAAGGCGGAGCUUGGAAAGAAAUACGACAUUGCAUUCCGCUUGUAUAUCAAAGCUGCCGAGAUCUUCCUGCACCUCAGUCGAUCCAACAAUGCACGCGAGCAGGAAAAGUCGAAGUGGAAGACCAGUGCUUCGAAGGCUUUGGAAAGGGCCGAGAAGAUCAAAGCUUUCACGCAGCAGCAAGCCACUUCGCCGACCAAUAAUCAAUCCGGGCCCGAAAAUCGCUUGAACAUGACCCUGACACCUGUCGCAGUGGACCACUUCUCCGAACGCGAACAAUAUUAUGUGCUCCAGAAGGGCAGCGUCGUCAACGGGCUCAAGUUCCCCAUGUGGGACGAAGGAGAUCCGGGUACAAAAUCGACUUCGUUGUACGAGGAUCCUGAUGGCCAGCCCGGUUUGUCUCCGGAGCAAGUGGAAUUAUCGACAGUUUGGCGACGGCCAGACGCCCUAGCCAAUGUUGAGUUCCUACCUCUGGGUUCAGAUCCAAAGGCGCUUCAAAUCAGGGCCCAGGAGAUAGUGCAGCAAGUUGUCACGGACUGUUCCGUGUGCGCGUCCCUAUCCGUAAGCUUGGAGCACAGUCGUAGAUUUUCGCUAAGCUCACCCUCAUGUCUAUAUUACUCCCCAAAGACCGGACGCUGUGAUGUGAAGGUUCUAUGGAAUGGUGCUUGUAGACGCGUAUUUAUUGAUGAUAAGCUGCCCUAUCACCCUAGCCUCUCUUCUUUGACGUGCAUGACCUGUCGCAUUCAAGAAGGUUUUGACCCACCGAGGCCGGUGCUUUGGCCGAGUCUCAUCGAGAAAGCCUACAUGAAGUUAAUGGGGGGGUACAACUUCCCUGGAUCAAAUUCAUGCAUUGACCUUCACGCCUUUGGCGGAUGGAUUCCCGAGCAGCUAGACAUCCAAAGCAGUAACUUCGAACGUGAAAAGACUUGGUCCAAACUUCUGGAAGGCUUCACUCGCGGCGACUGUGUUUUAACUUUGGGGACCGGUGCGAGACCUGACAUACGCUGGGACACGGUAGAUAUCUUGUCGUCUCACAGUUAUGCAGUAAUAGACGUCGAGGAGGAGGAUGAAGAGCGAGUAUUAACUGUUUUGGACCCUUGGAUAUCUCCAGAGGAUGAUAAACAGGAGUCAAGAAUAUUGCGUAUACUAUGGUCGGACGUCCUUGUCGUCUUUGACGGCAUCUAUAUCAGCUGGGAUCGGCGACGCUGGAAGAACACAUUAACAUUCCAUGGACAGUGGAAAAAGAACGCAUGUGAUAAUGGCUGCACGCGUCAACUCAGAGCCAACUUCAGUGUUACAGACAACACAGUCAAGGAAGAUGAGAUCUGGGUUUUAUUAACGCGACAUCUUUCAAGGAGCAGGGAGACAUCUGAGUUUAUAGCUUUGCAAGUAGAAGCAGAUGACGACAACAUCAAGGUUUGCGAUAACAGGCUGCUCUCCGCAAAGGGGGUGUACACAAAUAGCACACAUGUGCUGGUCAAAUCUAGAAUUUCUAAGAAUCAACCUUCUGGAACCUUGGUUAUACUUGCCUCAUACGACGGAAAGUCUCAAGAUGUCGGUUUUACGUUGACGGUGUAUGCCCGUUCUGCUAUCACGAUUUCAUGGAAUACCGAUGUUCCGAUACCGCCAUUCACGACAGAGAUUGAGAGCACAUUCACGCUGAAGAAUGCAGGAGGAAACUCUACCUUUCCGACGUAUAUGGUUAACCCCCAGUAUCAUCUACGGAUUCAUCCAAUGGCGCAUAUUCGGAGCAAAUCUAAAGUCAGCUUGACCAUGCAUACAGUCAAGGAUCUGCCUGUCAAUAUAACGGUUGUGUGGUCUCAGGGUCAUCGGGUUUUUGAACUGGCUGAGAAAGACGUCGUUUCCAGUUCGGGUGCUUACAGUUAUGGCUUAGCCAGGCUUUCCCAGCUACUGGGAGCUGGGGACUACAAUGUUAUACUCUCGUCCCUUGAGCCACACAAGACUGGCCCAUAUUGCCUGAUGGUGGAGAGUACUUCACGAUUUGAUUUUACUCCCAUUCCACAGGAAGGCGUCGGGAUGUACAGCAGGGUUAUUCGUGGAGCAUGGAACGCGGACACAGCGGUUGGAGGCCCUAGCUUCAAGCAGUAUGCACACAAUCCCAUAUAUGAAGUCGACUGCCCAUCAGCCGCUCAGAUGAAAGUCCGACUACAGCUUAUUCGUCCCUCGUCCAGCUCUCCGCUUAACGUCGCUAUAUACCCGGCCGACGCGUCUGAAUAUACCGCUUCGCAUCUAGCUACGUCUGGUGCGUAUGAUGAUGCUAUCUCUGGCGUUGUCACGCCGCAGAUAUCCCUCAACCGGGGGAAGUACUGGAUCAUACCGUCGACAUUUAAUCCGGGGAUUGAGGCGGCGUUCCAGCUGAUUGUAUAUAGUUCUGUCUCGGGGGUAGAAGUUGAACUGCGGUCAAAGGGUGCAAAUUCUUGAACCUGGGGUGGUCUCGUUAGAGGCGUACUGGUCAAGGGUCUCUGUGCAAAUCAAGCUUAUCCUGUUUUUGUCUCUGGUUCUAUCCACUACAAAUGUGGAAUAAAACCAACAGCUUUUGUCAUGUUUAUUCUCCUCCUCUGUCCAUGUCAGCGUCAUCUGAGAGCAGACUACGGUUACCAGGAGAUAGUUACUAGCUAUCUGUAAAUCAAAUAAUUGAGUUCUCCGUGCG
Guyanagaster necrorhizus is the source of this 2748-nucleotide messenger RNA. Its product is annotated as cysteine proteinase. Gene Ontology annotation, biological process: proteolysis. The record is from RefSeq and is a predicted model, not a curated record. Bases 18 to 2519 code for a protein of 833 amino acids. Gene Ontology annotation, molecular function: calcium-dependent cysteine-type endopeptidase activity. The transcript is spliced from 22 exons. Lineage: Eukaryota; Fungi; Basidiomycota; Agaricomycetes; Agaricales; Physalacriaceae.